AUGGCCGAUUCGCCAGCGCCUCCCCCGCUCAGCGAUAUUAAGGAGGAGACAGCUUCUGGAACUCUUUCACGCAGCGCUUCCCAACCGACCCUUUACGCACUUGAUUCAGUCCCUAAUCCCGCAAAUGCACCUACCCAUGGUGACCAGCAUCAUGCAUGCCCACCCGUGGUGGCUAAACCCAAGAUGCGACCAAGGGGAAACUCUUCUGUCUCCCAUGUCGAUCUCGAGUUCUUCGAUCCUUCUGGUGUCCAGGAGCUCCGCCAUACGAUGACGCACGAAAAUGUCAAUCAGCCAUCAGGGAAGCCAGGGUCGAGAGCGUCAACUGAUAGCUCCGAGGCGACGCUUAAUAUUGGCGCUGGUGACCAACCGUUUGAUUUCGAGAAGACGUUAAAGCGCGUCAUCAGGAAGCGUGAAGAAGCGGACAUCAAACCUCGUACUUUGGGUGUUGUUUUUCGCGACCUUAAAGUUGUAGGCAAAGCCGCUUCGGACUCCUUCCAACCCACCUUGGGAUCGCUUUUCAAUCCGGUCGUCAUCCUCGAGCAAAUCCAGAAAGCAAGGCACCCGACAUUGCGUAACAUCCUCACCGGAUUCGAGGGUGUUGUUAAACCCGGCGAGAUGUUGCUUGUCCUUGGUUCGCCAGGAUCAGGUUGUUCAACCCUCCUAAAAACUCUCGCUAACCAAACGGACGAAUAUUAUGCCGUGUCUGGCGAGCGUCACUACGAUUCCAUUACCCCGACUGAACUUGCAAACCACUUCCGCGGCGAUGUACAAUACUGCCCUGAAGAUGAUGUUCACUUUCCUACACUCUCUGUGCAACAGACAAUUGAAUUUGCGGCGAAGAGCCGCACACCACGCAGCCGGGUUGGGUCCACGACGCGCAAGGAGUUUGCAGACUUCGUGACCAAUAUGCUUGCAACCAUUUUUGGACUCAGGCAUACAUUGACGACGCCGGUGGGGGACGCGGCAAUCAGAGGCGUAAGUGGUGGGGAGAAGAAGCGGGUGUCGAUCUCGGAGGCGUUGGCGUCUAGGGGUUGUAUUGGUGCUUGGGAUAAUUCGACAAGAGGUCUCGAUGCGAGCACUGCGCUCGAAUUUGUGCGCGCGUUGCGUAUCGCAACAGACACCUUCGACUCGACGACAAUCGUAUCAAUCUAUCAAGCCGGCGAGUCAUUAUACGAGUAUUUUGACAAGGUAUGCGUAAUCUACGAAGGACGCAUGAUUUACUACGGAGCUGCGAGCGAGGCCAAGGCGUAUUUCUUGGAGAUGGGUUAUGAACCCGCAAAUCGUCAAACAACUCCAGAUUUUCUCGUCGCCGUGACGGACCCCAAUGCUCGCAUUCCGCGUCGCGACUACACCCCACCACGCCCGCUUCCGCGCACGGCUGCCGAGUUCGCUGAAUAUUUCCUCCAGUCGAGCCGCGGCAAAACGAACAAGGGAGAGAUACAGGCGUAUUUGGACGAGCAGGUAGGUAAGCAGGAGAAGAAGGAGGCGUAUAUGCAAAGCGCGUACGCCGAGUUUGCAAAGAGAAGUCCUAAGUCCAACCCAUACCUGCUGAGCAUCCCACAGCAAGUCGCGAUUGUCAUGAAACGACGCUGGCAAAUCAUUCUCGGCAAUCCACUGGCAACGGGUCUUAACCUGUUUUCCUUCGUCUUCCAGGGUAUUAUCAUCGGCUCAGUGUACCUUAACUCUGCCGAAGCAACCUCAGCGUACUUCUCUCGAGGAGGUGUGCUGUUCUUUGCGCUCCUGUUCUCAGCACUGGCAACGAUGGCCGAGAUACCGGCGCUGUAUUCGCAAAGGCCAAUUGUGCUAAGACAUCAAAAGGCGGCCCUAUAUCAUCCGUUUGUAGAGGCUCUUGCGCUAACACUAGUGGACGUACCGAUUUCGUUGGUUACUUCAGUCGUGUUUUCAAUCAUCUUGUAUUUUAUGGUUGGUUUACAGAGAACUGCUAGCCAAUUCUUCAUCUUUUUACUCUUCCUGUUCACGAUGACUAUCGCAAUGAAAGGAUGGUUCCGCGGUAUCGCAGCUGCUUUCCCAUCAGAAGCGGCUGCACAGAGUUUUGCCGGUAUCUCAGUUCUAGCCCUUUCCAUCUAUACUGGAUACACUAUUCCUAAACCAACAAUGAUUGGUGCUCUGAGGUGGAUCACUUACAUUAAUCCUCUGAAAUACGGUUUUGAAGCGAUUAUGACUAACGAAUUCUCAACACUAAAUGGAACCUGCUCCGUUCUCGUCCCACAUGGACCAGGUUACGAAAAUAUCACACUCGCGAACCAAGUCUGCGCCACCGUUGGUGCUGUCCCUGGUGAAGCGACUGUAGAUGGCAACAACUUCGUGCUUCUAUCAUAUGGCUUUAAACACUCGAACCUGUGGAUGAACUUUGGAAUUGUUAUCGCUUUUUUGGUCGGGUUUGUAGGUGCCUACCUAUUGUUUACGGAGGUGAAUACAAAAUCGGCGGCUGUGCGCGCAACGGUACUGUACCGGAGAGGGGCAAUCAUCAAGAAGUCCACAAGGGCCGAAAAUGUGCAGGAUGAGGAGAUGAUGGACGUGCUGGAUGAGAAGCCGCCUAAUACACCAAUCUCUCCCAAGUCUUUUGAAGCCUCACAUACUCCUGCUGCUGUUACUGCUGAGGAGAAAAGUGACGGGGUCAUCAGGCACUCAGACGUAUUUUCCUGGAGAAACAUCAACUACACUGUUCCAAUUCCGGGUAAAGAGGAUCGUCUGUUGCUUUCGAAUGUGUCGGGAUAUGUAGCGCCUGGCAAGUUAACUGCGCUCAUGGGCGAGUCAGGGGCCGGAAAAACGACAUUGUUGAAUGUAUUAGCUAUGCGCACGGAUACAGGUGUAGUUACGGGCGAUCGGUUUGUGAAUGGUCAAAGUUUGCCCGCGGAUUUCCAGUCACAAUCGGCUUAUUGCCAACAAAUGGAUACACAUAUGCCCUUGCAGACCGUCCGUGAAGCACUUUUAUUCUCGGCCAAACUUCGUCAACCAACUUCUGUCCCUCUCGCUGAAAAGGAGGCUUACGUUGAAAAAUGUCUCACUAUGUGUGGUCUCGAGGAAUAUGCAGAAGCCACGGUGGGCUCGCUUAGUAUUGAACAUCGCAAGCGCACGACGAUUGGCGUCGAGCUGGCUGCGAAACCUAAGCUCCUGCUGUUCUUGGACGAACCGACCUCUGGGCUUGACUCCCAGAGUGCAUGGGCAAUCAUGGAUUUCUUGAGGACCCUUGCAGAUAAUGGACAGGCAAUUCUUUGCACUAUUCACCAACCUUCGGCGGAGUUAUUCCAGGUUUUCGAUCGGAUGCUUCUUCUGAAGAAGGGAGGCAAGACAGUCUACUUCGGCAACAUCGGACACAAUGCGACUACGUUGAUUGAGUAUUUCGAAAAAAACGGCGGGAGGAAGUGUCUUCCUCACGAAAAUCCUGCUGAAUACAUGCUCGAUGUCAUCGGUGCAGGCGCAACAGCGACGAGCGAUUUGGAUUGGUAUGAAAUUUGGAAAAAAUCGCAAGAAGCUGUAAAGCUGCAGGAAGAGAUCGAUGCGAUCCAUACUGAGGGCAGGAACCGUCCAGCAGUGACAACAGAGAUUCACAAUGAAUUUGCGACGCCAUGGGGCUAUCAAGUGAAGGAACUGUUUAAGCGUAAUGCGAGCUCUUUCUGGAGGGAUCCAGACUAUCUCAUGGCGAAGCUGGUGCUAAAUGCUAUUGGAGGACUGUUCAUUGGCUUUACAUUCUUCCAGGCCAAGGACAGUCAACAGGGUACUCAGAAUAAGCUUUUCUCGAUCUUCAUGGCUACAAUUUUGAGUGUUCCAUUGGCAAAUCAGCUUCAGGUCCCCUUUAUCAACACACGUACAAUCUACGAGAUCCGUGAACGUCCCAGUAGGAUGUACAGCUGGACCGCGCUCAUCACGUCGCAGAUAAUGAUCGAGGUUCCUUGGAACGUCUUCGGUUCUAUCAUUCUUUUUUUCUGUUGGUACUGGACUGUUGGAUUCGAGACUUCGAGAGCGGGAUACACGUUUUUGAUGUUGGUCAUUGCCUUCCCGCUUUACUUCACCACAUUUGGACAGGCCGUCGGUGCCAUGGCGCCGAGUGCGGAGAUCGCUGCGCUUCUGUUCUCUUUCCUGUUCUCAUUUGUCAUUACUUUUAAUGGCGUUGUUCAACCUUUUAGCCAACUUGGAUGGUGGAAAUGGAUGUACCGUUUAUCCCCAUACACCUACCUUAUCGAGGGUCUCUUGGGUCAAGCCCUUGGUCACCAAGAGAUCAAUUGUUCCCCAGUUGAGUUUGUGAAAGUCAACCCACCCGACGGUCAAACCUGCGAAGCAUUCUUAACUGCCUACAUCUCCAUGGCGGGUGGAUAUGUGGCAAAUCCCCAGGCUACCUCCGCUUGUGAAUUUUGCAGCAUGCGAACUACAGACCAAUUCCUUGGCGCCGCUUUCAACAUCUUUUACGAUAACCAUUGGCGAAACUUUGGUAUCUUCAUGGCUUUCAGCGUUUUCAAUAUUUUCCUUAUCUACAUUCUCACUUAUCUUUUCCGCAUCCAUAAAGGGCCACUCCUCCCCUCCUUGAGGCGCAAGACUUCAACGAACUAG
Molecule: messenger RNA, 4569 nt
Organism: Psilocybe cubensis
Lineage: Eukaryota; Fungi; Basidiomycota; Agaricomycetes; Agaricales; Agrocybaceae
Exons: 17
Coding region: 1-4569 (1522 amino acids)
Biological process (GO): transmembrane transport
Cellular component (GO): membrane
Molecular function (GO): ATP hydrolysis activity; ATP binding; ABC-type transporter activity
Source: RefSeq, a predicted model, not a curated record